Messenger RNA from Neoarius graeffei (lesser salmon catfish), 1113 nucleotides. RefSeq lists its product as uncharacterized. NCBI's taxonomy places the organism in Eukaryota, Metazoa, Chordata, Actinopteri, Siluriformes, Ariidae. The record is from RefSeq and is a predicted model, not a curated record. The transcript is spliced from 5 exons. Gene Ontology annotation, biological process: intrinsic apoptotic signaling pathway in response to endoplasmic reticulum stress; protein phosphorylation; IRE1-mediated unfolded protein response. Gene Ontology annotation, molecular function: RNA endonuclease activity; ATP binding; protein serine/threonine kinase activity. Gene Ontology annotation, cellular component: IRE1-TRAF2-ASK1 complex. The coding region runs from base 130 to 1113 and encodes 327 amino acids.
AGUAAGGUUUAUCGCCUGAGGAAUCUCACAAUUGGUGAUGGCGCUGAAUUUGAGAUAGCUAAAGGAAGUGAUGGAACACGGGUUUUUCUUGGACUGAGAGAUGACGGUACUGAGGUAGCUGUCAAACGAAUGUUAAAGUCCAAUUAUCAAGACCUCAAAAAUGAAGAGGAAUUUCUACGGCUUCCUGAGCUUGACAAUCCUUGUAUUGUGCGAUAUGUGGACUUUGCAGAAGAUGACAAAUUUGGGUAUCUUGUCCUUCAACUUUGUGAAUACACACUGGAGGAGUACAUCCAAAACCAUUUGCCAGAAGACCGUUCUCUGCAGCUACAGGUCCUGAAGAAAAUUGUCAAAGAAGUACUCCGUAGCCUAAAAGUUCUUCAUAGCCAAGAUACCAGCGUGCUUCAUCGAGACAUCAAACCUCAAAAUGUUCUGAUUGAUAUAACUGGAAAGGCGAGAUUAGCUGAUUUUGGCAUAAGUCGAAGACUGAAGUUGGGGGAGACGACUUGCCGCACUAAUACUGCUGGGACAAGGUGCUGGAAAGCCAGUGAAACUGUUGAUGAGGACAGUAACCGUGGCUACAAGAGGAGUUCUGACAUUCAGGUUGCGGGAAUGUUGGUGUAUUACAUCCUCUCCAUUGGACAUCAUCCGUUUGGCAAAGGUGUCCGGUGUGAGGCUAAUAUUCUUGAUGGGAAGUACUCUUUGGAACACCUGGAGGAUGAAAUGGCAAAGGACUUGGUGGAGUGGAUGAUCAGUCAUGAUCCAAAGGACAGACCUAAAGUAGAGGAGACUCUUUGCCACCCAUUCUUUUGGACAGAUGGAUGGAAAGUGGAGUACUUAAAAAGGCUGGGGAAUGAAAAGGAUGUGGAGAACUGCCGCAAUGCUGAGCCAGACCUCCUUUCUGCUAUAGAGGAAAUUACAGCAGGGAAAAGCUUCUCAGACUGGAAAACAAAACCAAUUUUGUUCUGUCUGAAUAGUUCUGAAGAUGCCGCAAAGUUAAAUCUGAUGACGUCAUUCCCUGACCUUUUUGGAAAUGCUUUCAAGUUGGCCAAAAAGAGAGGAUGGCACACCAGACCAAGUCUGAGAGAAUGGCUUCGCUCAGUACCAGAGAUUUAA